This is a messenger RNA of Porites lobata, 7585 nucleotides long. The record is from the annotation of a GenBank genome assembly. Lineage: Eukaryota; Metazoa; Cnidaria; Anthozoa; Scleractinia; Poritidae.
AUGGUGGCGACUGAUGUGGCAUAUCUCUCUGUAUACCAGUUAUCAAUUUACAAUCGCACAAGUUCUCGAUUAAUUGCGAUUAAUAAACUGCAGCGGUUCAUCUGUGAUAAGAAACAAAACAGUGGUACUGAAAUUUCUUACAAUGACAAGUGUUUCAUUCAAAACUGCAAUGAAAAUAAUAUGUCUCCGUCUGUCUUAUGUUAACAUAGAAAUUAGGAAAUUCAUAAAAUAAGGAUUGAAUGUCCACGGGACUGACAUAGUCUAUGGCUCACUGAGAAGAUUUAGAAGUCAGGAAAUGUAAAAGACUGAAAAAUUAACAAAACUUGACAUUGUGUUUUGAUUCCACUUGAAUACAAAAGGUUUGCCUUUACAAAUUGAAUUAUAAUCACACCAAACACUGAACACCUGAUUUGUCGUUACUCACGAUCCCUCCGAUGUGAUUGGCGAAAAAAAGUGAUCAUAAAACACGGUCAUUAAUUAACUCGCAAGAAAAAACCCGUUUUCAAAAGAGCAUGAGCCGGACUGAAGAGGAAGUUUAAGAAAGUACUAAAGAGUUAUCAACCGUUGAGAAUUUGAUUCUUUCUUGAGUGCUAGACGUGAUACUGAAACGGUCGAACACAAUGAUUUUUUUCCUCAAAGCUCUACUGUGCGCUUUUUUGGUGAAGGCCAUUGCAAAAUCAGCGGUUCCCACAAAAAGUGGUACUGAUGCUAGAAAACCACAGUGUAACGUGAACAACUACUUUUAUGCCGGACCGAAUACUAAGAAGAUCGAACAACAACUGGCCCAAAUCAGAGAAGAAAUCAAGGCGCUCAAAGAAAACCGAACUGGUGGUGGCGGAUCUAGCGGCAAAGGUAUUUCUUUGAACAUCCCUCUUUUCACUGUCUUGUAGCGCUCUGAUCCUAGCGAUUCAGUACUUUCUUUUAAGCGCGCUUAUCGUCUGCAAACUAUUGAUCAGUUGUGUUUCGGUUCACGGCUUAACAGCAGCGCGGAAGUUUUACGACUUAAACGGCCUACUCGCUGAUGGGCAAGCGAAGCAAGUGCCAAUGUGUGCGUACAUUCAUCUUAAAUUGGUCUUUAUUAGCCUCGGUUCAACGAGGGUCGUUUUAAACUUUAGGAUGAGUAAGUAAAGCCCACUAUUUCAUAUCCACUGUCGAAAAGAAGAGCCCUAAACCAUCAGCAAGAUAAUAAUAAGCUGUUCAUAAAUUUGCGUAUAAGUAUCAGGCAAUAAGUUUGAGUAUAGGACUGUCAUAUCAUCAUAUCACUAGUACAAGUGGCUCCUGCGGAAAUUCACACGAAUUCGAGUUUCAUUUACAAUUUUCCUUUUCCAGUAGUCGUAAGUGUUACACUGGUCGUUCUAUUUUUAGUUUACAAGAACUGUGCCGAAAUUUACCAGUUCGGUAUAAAGAUCAAUGGAGUGUACAAAAUCAAUCCUGAUGGUUUGGGCGAAUUUGAAGUGUACUGUGAUCAGAAAACUGCUGGCGGAGGUUGGACAGUGUUCCAGAAGAGGCAAGAUGGCUCUGUGGAUUUUUACCGCCCUUGGGAUGACUACAAAAGGGAAUUCGGGAAUCUGAACGGCGAGUUUUGGCUCGGAUUGGACAAGAUUCAUCGGCUGACUGUAAGCGGCAGUUACAAGCUUCGCGUGGACGUAGAAGAUCUUCAAGGCAGUACAGCAUUUGCAGAGUACAGCUCAUUCGCCGUGACGAGCGAGAGGGUAAAAUAUAAACUAAGUUUGGGAAGCUAUUCAGGUACUUUAUGACACCCCGGUUUGUGAUUUCAAGCCUAAUAAAUCGAACAUGAAGCUCAAGACGAGUUUUGGUAAAUACGCACCAUGCAAUGUAAUUUGAGUUUGAGGCCUUCUCACCUUCGUUCUUCCCUCCCCUUCGGUCCUCUUUGCUAGAAAAGCCUCGGUGCCCUACCCGAGCUACAUGCUAUAAUGCAAUAAAUUCGGCCGAACCUGCUGUAUCAGUGUGAGAAAACAAGCGUUCUAUAACUUCUAUAGCUCGUUAAACUAUUAUCUAGAUCAUAUUGAAGAGAUGAUUACUUUGCUUGGACAGCAAACCGCUUAAUCAAACACCUUGCGAGCAACGCAUAUGAAAAACUAGGACGAUUUAAUUCACGGUGGUGUUGUUGUCUGAUCGUUUUUUUAAGGUACUGCUGGAGAUUCCCUUGCGUCUCACAGAGGAUAUCCAUUUACCACCAAAGAUCGUGAUAAUGACAGCGACAGUGGUAACUGUGCAGUGAAAUAUAAAGGCGCCUGGUGGUACAAUAGUUGCUACAACUCCAACCUGAAUGGUUUGUAUCUGCACGGCAAGGUCAACGAUCAAGGAAUGGUGUGGUACCAUUGGAAAAAAAACAACUACUCUGUGAAGAAAUCUGAGAUGAAGAUACGUCCAAAGGAUUUUUAAGAUUCAAUUACGUCGUUUCUUUCGGUAAACCAACCAUGUAUACGAGGGACGUUAAAUAGAGUGUAAUCAGGUGUAAUGCUGAAAGGGUACUUUGCUUUAAACGUUAUUGUAAUCGCGCUGAGCUUUUACAGACUAUCAGAUAGUGUUUGAAAAUCUCAUUUAGUUAACAGUUACGAAGGCUCAGUAAGCUCUACGUUGCACAAGGGUCCAUCUAAGUUGAACCGUGAAAGUGGAUGACGAAACUUUUCCGUGAAAACCACUGAGUGAAACAAAUAACUACAGGCACUUCUGAUCAUUUCCUUCACUUUAAACUUGCGGAUUGUGAGAAAGGUGUGCAUUGCUUGAUAUCUAUCAGUUCAGAAAUGAAAUUAUCAAACUUAUCAGCUAGAAUAAUAUAAAACAGGUUGUAAGGCUACCGCAAAAAGGGAGUAAUAAAGUUGUUACUAAGAUGUAGAAUUUUGUGUGUGUGUUGCUAAGUUAAAGUAACAUUCCGGUAUUUCUUUGACUGUGUAACAUGUUUUAAAAACUGUAGUUUUAACAGUACGAGGAGCAUUAGGAGACUCGUAAGCCUCUAGUGUUUCCCGAAAUUGGGUCUUACAGAUAAAAAUCAUGAUCUUUUAAAACACGUGACAUCAAUUUUUCGAAAAACCAAAGGCCGAGGGAUGACUUGAAUGUUUGUACCAAUGGGGUGUACAACAAACGCAUAUCUUGAAUACACAAUAGCAGCGUAUAUUUAAUCCAACCAAUAAAGCAGUAGAUAAAACUGGAAAAACAGUUAUUUACAGCGUAGGUUGUACCCCCCGCCUAAAACAUCGAUGUAUUUGUUUCAUAAACUGUGUAGUUAACGGAAAGUUUUCCAUUUAUAAACCAUCCUAUAUCAGCCAUUUCUGAAAAUCCUGGUUGUUCAAGAUGGAUAUUGCUAUCAACCAGCUAAGUAUAGAGAAACCAAUUGCGCUAGCUAUCCAGUGGUUAAGGUGGUUUCUUUAACCUUACUUUUCAACUUUCUUCGUGGAAUUUGAGAAUACGAUUCAAAAAUUCCGAUUUAGUUUUGACCCUAUUUAAGCCACCGAAAACAAUGUUCCAAGUGAAAAGAAGUUGUUGACUUGCAAUUUCCACAGAAAAUUGCCCAGCAAUUUUUUAACCACUUUAAUUUCUUCAUAUCAUUUCCUCGGAGGCGAUCGACGUAAUUGGACUCCAGGUCAAAUUACAACUGAAUUAAACCGAUCAGGUGACGAAUUACAAACUAUAAGUAACAUGAUACUCAUUUAACUGCUUUGAGCAACCAUGAUAACUUAACGCGAACACGUGAGAGACUCAUUGAUCUCACGCCCCGCACAGUUAUCCGUCCCUGGUGCUUUAUGCCUGUGUUGGCUAUCCUGUGGUAACUCGAGUUGAACUGGGAUCUGUUAGGUUGUUACCUUGGUAACCCCCUUAUUUUGUUUAAUUUUUUUUUCAAUUCCAUACCAAUGUAAUGGGUUCGUUUUCGUGUGGUGAAGGAGUAACCAUAUUUGAAGGCCAACAGGAGGAGCCGCUAGGGAGGAAGAGGAAGUAAUCUCUCUGGUGUAUGCAGCUUUUUUUCGUCUUCACGUUGCGUGAAAAUCGAAAGAAAGAUGACUGCGUAUGAGACGAAGAAAGAAGUUUAAUGUCUAUGUGUUUGUAACGACAACAAUCGCGACCUGAAUGAAUGGCAAUUUACAUGAACCAACAUAAUGUCCGUAAACUUGUCAGACUUUUGACCAUGCAACCGCCUUUAAUUGUUGGAUGAUUUGCAGAUCAUUUUGUGCUUGAUUCGUGAGCAGAUUCAAUAAGUUUGCCGACCAAUAAACAUUUCCAAGAGCUAUCAAGGGAAGUCAUAUCUGGGGAGGGUACUCAGUCAUUAUGUAUUUCCUUUUCCUCCCUAGUCUGCCACGCAGCCCAUUUUUUGAGUCGAUCCUCGCGCAAUACGACGACAGAAAAAAGAGCUGCAUAGGAGACUACUUCCUCCGUACCUCUCCACUUGUCCCCUUUAAUUAUUGUUUCUCUUUUCAGAAUAAAUCAAACCCAUGAAUCGAAUUCAGGAAAAAUUUGAGCAAGUGUAUAAUAUGAGGAGCCUUAAAUCCUGAUAAUAUACUAAAAAUUGACACAGUUUGAUCCAUUUAAGGUUGCUACAAUUUGUUUAAACCUCUGGUAAAAAUUCAUCCACAUAAAUUAAGGGUGGUCCACGGGUGUAGUCCAUGGACCGGGUCCACGUGGAGGUCCAUGAACUAGGUCCACAGAGGUGGUCCAUGGACCGGGGGUCCAUAUUCAAGGUCACCGUCAGCCUCGCUUCCAUUCAUAACUGUAAUAUGGCCUAUUCCCAGUAUAAUAGGAAGGUCUAAAUCGCUGGCAAGUUUCCCGGCCUCCCCUUCUGAAUUUUCUGGAUCCACUCCUGCAGUUUUCUAUGACCGUGUAAAUUCUGAGCUUGUAACAUGGUUUUAGCCUAGGAAACAAUAAAUGAGGGCUUCCUGGUGGACACUGUUUUGCAGUUAAGCACUUCGCUUUGUUUUCUUAUAGAAAGCUAAUUCUAUAAAAAUAUCAAAAAACUGAUUAAAAUGACAUGGAAGAUUAGAACGUAUCCCUGAAGGAGACGAGUCCAGGAACGUCUCAGGCCACAUUUUAAGGGUAGUAGAGACGAGGUUAUCAAUUCGCACAAAAUCAACAAGAUAAUGCGUUACUCUGUAACGCCUGAAAUUGUAAGUAGUUUAAAAUUCAACAUGAGUAAUGACUCUGACUUACAAAUAUUGACAUGGCGGCGACUGAUGUGGCAUAUAUCUCUGCAUACCAGUUGUCAAUUUACAAUCGCACAAGUUCUCGAUUAAUUGCGAUUAAUAAACUGCAGCGGUUCAUCUGUGAUAAGAAACAAAACAGUGGUACUGAAAUUUCUUACAAUGACGAGUGUUUCAUUCAAAACUGCAAUGAAAAUAAUAUGUUCCCCUCUGUGUCAUGUUAACAUAGAAAUCAGGAAAUUCAUAAAAUACGGAUUGAAUGUCCACGGGACUGACAUAGUCUAUGGCUCACUGGAAAGAUUUGGAAGUCAGGAAAUUUAAAAGACUGAAAAAUUAACAAAACUUGACAUUGUGUUUUGAUUCCGCUUGAAUACAAGAGGUUUGCCUUUACAAAUUGAAUUAUAUUCACACCAAACACUGGACAACUGAUUUGUCGUUACUCACGAUCCCUCCGAUGUGAUUGGCGAAAAAAAGUGAUCAUAAAACACGGUCAUUAAUAAGCUAGCGAGAAAAAACCCGUUUUCAAAAGAGCAUGAGCCGGACUGAACAGGAAGUUUAAGAAAGUACUAAAGAGUUAUCAACCAUUGAGAAUUUGAUUCUUUCUUGAGUGCUAGACGUGAUACUGAAACGGUCGAACACAAUGAAUUUUUUCCUCAAAGCUCUACUGUGCGCUUUUUUGGUGAAGGCCAUUGCAAAAUCAGCGGUUCCCACAAAAAGUGGUACUGAUGCUAGAAAACCACAGUGUAACGUAAACAACUACUUUUAUGCCGGACCGAAUACUAAGAAGAUCGAACAACAACUGGCUGAAAUCAGAGACGAAAUCAAGGCCCUCAAAGAAAACCGAACUGGUGGUGGCGGUUCUAGCGGCAAAGGUAUUUCUUUGAACAUCCUUCUUUUCACUGUCUUUUAGCGCUCUGAUCCUAGCGAUUCAGUACUUUCUUUUAAGCGCGCUUAUCGUCUCCAAACGAUUGAUCAGUUGUGUUUCGGUUCACGGCUUAAUAACAGCAGCCUGGAGGUUUUACGACUUAAACGGCCCACUCGCUGAUGGGCAAGCGAAGCAAGUGCCAAUGAGUGCGUACAUUCAUCUUAAAUUGGUCUUUAUUAGCCCCGGUUCAACGAGGGUCGUUUUAAACUUUAGGAUGAGUAAGUAAAGCUCACUAUUCCAUAUCCACAGUCGAAAAGAAGAGCCCUAAACCAUCAGCAAGAGAAUAAUAAGCUGUUCAUAAAUUUACGUAUAAGCGUCAGGCAAUAAGUUUGAAUAUAGGACUCUCAUAUCAUCAUAUCACUAGUACAAGUGGCUCCUGCGGAAAUUCACUCGAAUCCGAGUUUCAUUUAUAAUUUUCCUUUUCCAGUAGUCGUAAGUGUUACACUGGUCGUUCUAUUUUCAGUUUACAAGAACUGUGCCGAAAUUUACCAGUUCGGUAUAAAGAUCAAUGGAGUGUACAAAAUCAAUCCUGAUGGUUUGGGCGAAUUUGAAGUGUACUGUGAUCAGAAAACUGCUGGCGGAGGUUGGACAGUGUUCCAGAAGAGGCAAGAUGGCUCUGUGGAUUUUUACCGCCCUUGGGAUGACUGCAAAAGGGGAUUCGGGAAUCUGAACGGCGAGUUUUGGCUUGGACUGGACAAAAUUCAUCGUCUGACUGUAAGCGGCAGUUACAAGCUUCGCGUGGACGUAGAAGAUCUUCAUGGCAGUACAGCAUUUGCACAGUACAGUUCAUUUGCUGUGACAAGUGAAAGGGCGAAAUACCAAUUGAGUUUGGGAAGCUAUUCAGGUACGUUAUGACACCCCGGUUUGUGAUUUCAAGCCUAAUAAAUUGAACAUGAAGCUCAAGACGAGUUUUGGUUAAUACGCACCAUAAACAUAUAAAAUCCGAGUUUGAGGUCUUCUCACCUUCGUUCUUCCCUCCCCUUCAGUCCUCUUUACUAGAAAAGCCUCGGUGCCCUACCCGAGCUACAUGCUAUAAUGCAAUAAAUUCGGCCGAACCUGCUGUGUCAGUAUGAGAAAACAAGCGUUUUAUAACUUCUAUAGCUCGUAAAACUAUUAUCUAGGUCAUAUUGCACAGAUGAUUACUUUGCUUGGACAGCAAACUGCUUAAUCAAACAACUAGCAAGCAACUCAUUUGAAAAACUAGAACGAUAUAAUUCACGGUGUUGUUGUUGUCUGAUCGUUUUUUUAAGGUACCGCUGGAGAUUCCCUCGCGUAUCACAGAGGAUAUCCAUUUACCACCAAAGAUCAUGACAAUGACAGCAGCGGAAGCACUAACUGUGCCGUGACAUGUAAAGGCGCCUGGUGGUACAAUAAUUGCCACUACUCCAACCUGAAUGGUUUGUAUCUUCACGGCAAGGUCAAUGAUCAAGGAAUUUCGUGGUACCAUUGGAAAAAAAACUACUACUCUGUGAAGAGAUCUGAGAUGAAGAUACGUCCAAAGGAUUUUUAA